AUGGCAGCCGCCGUCCAGUCCUCCACUUCGCUCGAUGACGACCGCACCUCGCGCACCUCGCGCUACGAGCGACCCUACUGCUCCCCCCGCCUAGCCCGCUCCCGCUCCAGACCCCGCCCCGAGACUGUCAACGCUCCGACCCGCGAAUUCGCCGCCGCCGUAGCGGACGUUGCAAGUCAGCGCAAGAGCCGCAUGGUCGCAAUGGGCAUGUCCCCCGUCUCGCCGGGUGGACGCGAGCGCGACGCACUCGAGUUUGUCGUUGACGUGCCCGUAUGGAGCCUCGGUAGUUUCUCUGACCUAUCCACGAUGCACGCAUUGCGUGACACGACCCUCGCCCACGUCCACACCCUCAUCGGCCACCUGGCCGACGCCCACGCCCUCACAGCCACAUACCGUAUUCUCGCCCGCCGGCCAGGUGGCUACGCGUGGGGCUCGAUCCGCCUCGCCAGUUCGCUGCUUGACGGAGCGAAUGCCCGUCCCUCGCGCCGCACAUCAUUCGUCAAGGCCGAACGCUCUGUUUCGCCUCGCAGCCCGUCGUUUGACUGUGCGUUCGCCAGCGACGAAGACGUCGCCGAGGAGCCGCAGCAGAAACCGCUCAAACCCACCCAAGCUACGCCAACCCUCGUGGCGGGAUACCAGGCGGACCCGGAGGAGGACGACGACGACGAGGCAGACACUGACGCGCUUGUCCGCGCCCAAGUUGAAGCCCGUGGCUUGGUCGAAGGAUCGGCGUUUGUGCUCUCGGUCAAGGAGCAGCUGACGCUCGUGUUGGUCUAG
Messenger RNA from Cutaneotrichosporon cavernicola, 777 nucleotides. RefSeq lists its product as uncharacterized. The record is from RefSeq and is a predicted model, not a curated record. The transcript is spliced from 2 exons. The coding region runs from base 1 to 777 and encodes 258 amino acids. NCBI's taxonomy places the organism in Eukaryota, Fungi, Basidiomycota, Tremellomycetes, Trichosporonales, Trichosporonaceae.